CAGAUCUUUUCGUAAAUGGCUUCAGAUAAAUGAUCAAUAUCUGUGUGCAGGAAUAAUGGAAUCUCGUGUUUCACGAUGAGAACCCCAAAAAGCACACGCCCUAUAUAGCAAGCAGGACCAUGCAGUUUUGUACUUGGCUUGCUCUGGAGGUGAUUCUUUGAUCUUUACAGGCAGUCGUGUUCCUUUCCUUUUUUCUUUUUUCUUUUUUCACUUGGAUAUAUAUGAUUUUUUUAUUCCAAGAGUGCAUCGUACAUUUUUCGUUGAUGCAUUAAAUAUCGCAAAGAGUUUCCUCAUACCUCACUCGUGCUCGGUGCUCCUACUUAGCAACUAGUGGCGACACAUUUGAAUUUGUAAGUGGGAGGAUGAAAUUUACGGGUGUGGAGUACUUGAAGCAUCUAUGGGAGACCUGGGAUCUGAGAGGGUUCGUGUUGCUGAGCUUGUGGCUGCAGUCAUUUCUGAUAUUAGCAGCGCCUCUGAGAAAACGAACCCGGUCAAGCUGGGUGAUCCUGCCUCUAUGGUCGGCCUACCUGCUGGCGGAUUGGGCAGCGAAUUUCGCGGUGGGGCUGAUCUCAAACAGCCAGAGCAGCAAGUGCAGCAGCACCAAAGGUGUGUACAACAAUGCAGAUCUGCUGGCAUUUUGGGCUCCCUUUCUUCUGGUGCAUCUUGGGGGCCCCGACACCAUAACCGCCUUCGCCCUCGAGGACAACGAGCUGUGGCUCAGGCAUCUUCUGGCUCUCAUAUUCCAGGCAUGUGCGGCGGGGUACGUGCUCUACCAGACCCUGCCUCACAACCCACUGCUCAUCCCCACCAUCUGCAUGCUCGUUUCUGGCCUCAUCAAGUACUCGGAGCGCACCAUGUCGCUCUACCGUGCUAGCUUGAACAGGUUCCGGGACUCCAUGCUCAAGGAUCCUGAUCCGGGCCCCGACUACGCCAAGAUCAUGGAUGAGUACCGGUCCAUGACAGAGGCGAAGCUUCCCACGAGAAUCGUGAUGAUCGAGGAGCCACCCCGAGGAGAGCAAGCAACGACAGUGGUGAAAACCGGCCCACUCCAAGGUAAUGAAGCGGUGCUCUAUGCGUACCUCUACUUCGAGAUCUUCAAGGGCCUCAUCGUGGACCUCAUUUUCAGCUCCCGCGAUCGCAACAAGAGUCGGGACUUUUUCCGGGAGAGAUCAGCGGAGGACGCUUUCGAGGUGAUAAGCAUCGAGCUGAAUUUCAUGUACGACGUGCUGUUUACGAAGGUGCGCGUGGUGUACACUCGGUGGGGAUACCUGGGUAGGUUGAUUGCCUUUGGUUUGGUGAUUGCAUCGCUCAAUCUCUUCUACAAAGAGGACAAGCGCAACUUCGAAAUCCCUGAUGUAGCCAUUACCUAUACUCUGCUCUUCGGAGCCAUUGCCUUGGAUGUCAUUGCCUUUUUCAAGCUCAUCACCUCUAAUUGGCUCGUUGUUCGUACCAAUAAUCUGCCUGCUGUCAACUUGGAGACUACUUCUCAGCAAACAACUCCAUCCACAUCCAAGCUUGAUCCCGCCGCCUUAUUCAACAAGAUUGCUGAGUAUGGCUUAUUGAAGAAGCUCAUGCGCUUGCUGCACCGCCGCUGGUCCGGAACCGUCCCCAGUUUCAACCUCAUAAAUUACUGCCUGAAUCACCGGCUGCCGGAGAAAGAGAAAAUCAUGGAUUUCCUCAACUUAAUUGCCAUUUUUGAUGCAAUCAUGUACGUGACGAACAAGCCCUUCACCACGGACCUGCGGGAUCUCAUCUUCGUGGAGCUGAAGAAGAAAUCGGAGCUGGCGGAUGAUCUAGAAACCGCAAAAGAGUUGAGCGCAGCGCGAGGCGAUUGGGCCCUCCGCGUGGGACACGGCCGCGAUCAGAGGGCAGCGCCAGGCGAAUUGCUCAAAUAUAUUAACGGCGUGGACUACGAUCAGAGCCUGCUGCUCUGGCAUAUCGCCACCGAGAUCUGCUGGUGCAUGGAAGAUGAAACACAGCUGGAUCCUCAUCACCAUGAUACCGACGGAUUCACUGUGAAGCAGCACUUGCAAUUCUCCAAGCUCCUCUCCGAUUACAUGCUGUAUCUUCUCAUCAUGCAGCCUACAAUGAUGUCCGCAGUGGCGGGUAUCGGCCAGAUCCGAUUCCGCGACACGUGUGCCGAGACCAAGAAGUUUCUGGAAGGAUCCAGAGAGAAGAAGCCCCGCGCCUGGCGAGUCUUGAAAUACGCUCUUAAGAGUUUGGCCAGCUAUCUCCAAUAUUUCACAGUUGCCCUGUUUGCUCCCAUUUUAUCCUUCAUCUUCUCCUUGUUCAUCACCGUGUUUCUGCCUCUGAUUCCGAGAAAAGGGAUUAAUUUCCUAAAGAGCAAGAAAGUUGUCGGGAAGUUUCUCAACUACUUAACGAGGGAGGAAACAGAACGGGAUCCCAAACAAGUGAAAGCUUGCGAAAAGAUCCACGGCGUAAACACGGAAGUGGAGCCGGUUUCCAUCAAGGGAGAUAGGAGCAAAUCAGUGCUCUUCGACGGCUGCAUGCUGGCGAAAGAGCUGAUGGGUAAGAAGGAGGAGAAAUGGGGAAUUAUGAGCAGAGUUUGGGUUGAGAUGCUGUCGUACGCGGCUGUACGUUGCAGACCCAACGCGCAUGCGCAGCAACUGAGCAAAGGAGGAGAGCUCAUAACCCUUGUUUGGCUUCUCAUGGCUCACUUUGGGUUAGGGGAGGAAUUUCAAAUCAGUGAGGGUCAUACAAGGGCUAAGCUCGUUGUCGACAAGUAGCUCUUCCUAUUUCCUUCUAAAAUAACACCUUCCCUAGUUUGUUUUACAACUCUUUCCUUUUGCUUUUGCUGUUUCUUCCAUUUCUUUUUGUUUUUUCGUGUAUCUUCCAUCUCUGUUUUCCGUUUCUUCUUCUCUGAAACAGAGAUGUCAAACUUCUUGUUUUUGACUUUGAAUAAUGUUAAUACCAAUAUCACUUUGCUGUUC
Messenger RNA from Salvia miltiorrhiza (redroot sage), 2951 nucleotides. RefSeq lists its product as uncharacterized. Lineage: Eukaryota; Viridiplantae; Streptophyta; Magnoliopsida; Lamiales; Lamiaceae. The transcript has 2 exons. The record is from RefSeq and is a predicted model, not a curated record. The coding region runs from base 363 to 2747 and encodes 794 amino acids.